This is a messenger RNA of Oryctolagus cuniculus (rabbit), 6578 nucleotides long. NCBI's taxonomy places the organism in Eukaryota, Metazoa, Chordata, Mammalia, Lagomorpha, Leporidae. The record is from RefSeq and is a predicted model, not a curated record.
GUGUGAAGCCAUCGGGAAGCGUCUUCGAGGUUGCCCUGGAGAUGGCCGGGCCCAAGGGCCCGGGAGAGGCGCCGAUGGCGGCUCCAAAAGACUUGCCCACCUCCAGUCUGCGGGUCCUGGAUGAGGCUCUGGGCGUGGGUUUGACGGCCGCCGAAAGCGCUUACUACCUGGAGCAGGUCACCAUAACUGAAGCAUCUGAAGAUGAUUAUGAAUAUGAAGAGAUACCAGAUAACAAUUUUAGCAUUCCCGAAAGUGAAGAAGAUCUGGCAAAAGCAGUUCAGGUGGUCCAAGAACAAGCUACUGAUGCCCAAAUUUUGGAGCAGAAAACAGUUCUUCCUUCAAGGCAGGCAGCACAUGAGGUAAUAGAAGACUUUCUCUGCAAUUUUCUGAUCAAAAUGGGAAUGACCAGAACUCUUGAUUGUUUUCAGUCUGAAUGGUAUGAGUUAAUACAGAAGGGAGUAACUGAACUUAGAGCUUCUGGGAAUGUUCCAGACGUCUACAGCCAGAUUAUGCUUUUAGAAAACGAGAACAAAAAUUUAAAGAAAGACCUGAAGUACUACAAACAGGCAGCUGACAAGGCUAGAGAAGAUCUGCUGAAAACUCAGAAGGAACGUGAUUUUCAUCGCAUACAUCACAAGCGAAUAGUCCAGGAAAAAAACAAAUUAAUUAAUGACCUUAAAGGGUUGAAGUUGCAUUAUGCCUCUUAUGAACCAACGAUACGAGUGUUACAUGAGAAGCACCACAUUUUACUGAAGGAGAAAAUGCUGACCUCUUUAGAAAGAGACAGAGCAGUUGGACAGGUUUCUGAACUUCAAGAAACAUUGAAGAACAUAGAUAUAGGACAUAGUUAUCAUAUUCCUGAAAUUAAAGUUGGUCACAAUUGUGAAAAAGAAAAUGCACCAGAGGGUCCCACUCAGAGAGGUCUGCGUGAAGCCAGGGAGCAAAGCAAAAGUAAAACGAAGAAGAAAGACAAUAAUAAGGAUUCAGAAUUUCCCAUGGAUAUACAACCAGAACCAAACCUGAAUUUAUAUAAAGAAAAUCUUUGUCCAGCAAAAUUUAACUACAAGCUGAAUAACAUUUUUAGACUUCAUGAACUUCCAGUGAGCCGCAUCGCCGUGCACCCCUGCGACGACAUCCUUGUCACUUGUGGUGAGGACCGCCUCUGGAAGGUAGUGGGCAUUCCCAAAGGCAAUGUGCUUCUCACGGGACUUGGCCACACGGAUUGGCUUUCUGACUGCUGCUUCCAUCCCAGUGGCAACAAGUUGGCUACAUCAAGUGGUGACACUACAGUUAAAUUGUGGGACCUAUUUAAAGGCAACUGCAUUUUGACUUUCGAAGGACACAGCCAUGCAGUCUGGUCCUGCUCAUGGCACUCUGGUGGCAGUUUUGUAGCUUCUUCCUCAAUGGAUACAACUAGCAAAAUCUGGGAUGUCAACAGUGAAAGAUGCAGAGGUACUUUGUAUGGACAUACAGAUUCUGUGAACAGCAUUGAGUUUUUCCCUUUCUCCAACACUCUUCUUACGGCUUCUGCAGACAAGUCCCUGUCUGUAUGGGAUGCAAGAACGGGUAAAUGUGAGCAGUCACUUUAUGGUCACAUGCAUUCUAUCAAUGAUGCCACCUUCACGCCUCAGGGUCAUAUGAUAGCAUCCUGUGAUGCCUGUGGGGUUGUAAAACUAUGGGACUUUCGGAAGCUCUUACCAAUUGUGUCCAUUGAUAUUGGCCCAAGUUCUGGCAAUGAGGUGAACUUUGACUCAUCAGAUUUUGCUCUCAGCAAGGAAUUAACAGAAGGGAUGAAGUACAGAAUCAAGAACUCUCCAAAAGAUACCAACAUUCUUAGAUGAUAUCUACACAGAGGCAGGAAAGUACAUGCCGGUUGUAAGUUGGUGUAUGAUAUUUGAAUCACAAGGAUGUUAAUAUGGUAGAGAUAAAUAAAGAACAAUAAGCAGCAGGGCAUUACAGAAACAAAGAUGUCGCAGUUACAAUGGGUCACAUUUUACCAACAAUAUUUUGAAAGCAAGAUAGGUCAAGUUGGCCCAAACUAUGUCCCCAUUGCCCUGGUUAUCCUUGUCAUUGAGGUAGAGAGUUAUUGGCAAACUCUGCAUCCAAAUGCCUUGGACUGGAAGAACAGUCAAGGGGUUCUAAUUCCUUUCUUAAACUGACUAGUUCCAACCCAACUAAACCCACAACAAUAUUCAGUGUUGUCUGCAAUAAUUCUUGGUAUCUUAUGUCGCUGGACCUGCAAAUUGUUGCAAUAGCAAGCUAUGUUAUAGAACAGGGCUUAAUGGAAACAAGUAAAAUGAGUCCAGAAUUAGGUCAGGCCUUGAAAUUGUCUAUGUUAUUUAUCAGAAAAAACAUUUUAAGGAAAAUCCAAUCUAGAAUGACAAAGGGGACAGAUCAAUCUAGAAUAGAGAUUUUAAAAAAAAACUUUAAAAUAUAUGUACAAGUAUAAUUUUAGAAUUAUGACACAUUUUCUAGAUUACAUAAGGAACUAUAUUACAUAUGUAGUCAUACUAUCAGAGUUCAUAAUGUGCAAAGGAUACCCAUGAUUUAGAAUGGAGGCAAAAAUUUUAUCUUCUUAGAAAAGAAUAUAGUCAAAUAUAUUUUUAUUUAUACAUAUUUUAUAAUAUACACAUGAAUAUAACAAAUCGUAGUAUUCCUACACUUAGAAUUUUGAAGUGACCACUUACAGGAUUAUGAGCCUAUGUAAUUACGAUUUCUAUUAACGAGAGAAUACAUGACCACUCCAGGAUGCAUGCAGUGGUUUUGUUUAGUACUACUGAGCCCCAGUAGAAAAAGGAAGAGGAUGAGGUGGAGAAAGGGCAAAAAGAAACAAAGGAUUUCACACAAACCAUUGUCCUUUGAGAGGGGUUGUAUCGUUCUUAAAGUCUUGACAGGUUUCCUCAGGGACCAAUGUCUGGUUUCUUUUGGAGAGGGUGAGAAUGUACUCACAUGUUUUUGCUACUAAGCUAAGUAUUCAACAUGAUUUUUAUUUUUUCAAUAAAUGAGUAAAAUUUACAUUUUUCUAUAAAAAUAUUUUAUAUUUGUUGACUAAACACAUGAUACACAAUUAGUUUUUUUAAAGAUUUAUUUAUUUAUUUGAAAGUCACAGUUACAGAGAAAGAAACAGAGAGCAAGCUCUUCCAUCCACUGGUUCACUCCCCAGAUGACCACAAUAGCCAGCGUUAUGCCAGGGCAAAGCUCAGAGCCAGGAGUUUCAUCCAUGUCUUCCAUGUGGUUGGCAAGGACCCAAACACUCCUCCCAUCUCCCUCUGCUUUUCACAUGCCAUUAGCAGGGAACUGGGUCAGAAGUGGAGCAGCCAGGACAUGAAUUGAUGCCAUAUGGAAUGUUGGCUUUUUAGGCAGCAGCUUAAACUGCUGCACCUCAAUGCCAGACCCAAUGCAAUUAGUUUUUAUUUGAUAGUAGUGGAUUUUUUAAACUAAUUUGAUAUUUUUUUUAAAAAAAAAUGUGUUUAUCUUAUUUGACAAGUGGUGGGGAGGGAGUGCUGGUUCAGUCCCUAAAUGCCCACAAUGGCUAGGGCAGACCAGGCCAAAGCAGGAGCCCAAAGCUUAUUCCAGGAUCCCAAGUGGGUGACAAGAACCAAAGUACUAUUUAUAAUCUGCUAUCUCCCAGGAUGCACAUUAGCAGAAAGCUGGAAUAGAAGCAGGGUAGAGACUAAGACCAGGCACUCUGAUAUGGGAUGCAGGUAUCCCAAGUGACAAUUGACCUGCUAUGCCCCACACCUGUCCCUCUACUGAUAUAUUUUAGGGUAGAUGGAAGAAACAUUUACUGUCACAUAAAACUGGCUUUCUGAUAUACUCUCUCAUACCAACAUCUUUCUGUUAUAGGAAUCUUUAAGCAUACUUCCUUAUUCUUGAAUUCAUAACUAAGGAAGAAGUUGUAGGGAAAAGUAAACAUAUGGUAGACACUAUUCUCUUUUCUGGGAAUUUAAAAAGUAAAAUUUAGAAUUUUAAUCUAGAAUUAUCUCAGAUACUACAGUAACUUUUGCCUUAAAUAUAUUCUAAAUCAUUAUGAAAUAUUAUCAAUAUAUCAUCCAAAAUUGAAGUGAAGUGAAUAAUUACUAUUUUGGUCUCUUGUACAGUGUUCUCGCUUGAUAACUGGAACACUGGAGAUGCAGUUGAUUUACAAUUUUCAGUGCCCAUGAGUCGUCAAAUUAUAGAAUUUAUAACAUGGGUGAAUUUCUAAGAAUAUUUCAGAUUCUUAACUGUGCUGAAAAGUACAAAUCAGAGAAUGCCCUCGAAUGUUAACUAAAUCACUAAUCUCACCACUGAGUUACAAGGAGAGAGAUUCUGGUCCUAUUAAAUUGGCUCUAUCUCUUCUGAAACAGCUAAAUGCAGAUCCCAACAGUGGUCCAUGAACUCCUUUUUUUUUUUUCCUUUAACAGAGUUAUAGACAGAGAGAGAGAAAGACAGAGAAAGGUCUUCCCUCCGUUGGUUCACUCCCCAAAUGGCCACUACGGCCAGUGCUGCACUGAUCCGAAGCCAGGAUCCAGGUGCUUUUUCUUGGUCUCCGUGUGGGUGCAGGGGCCCAAGCACUUGGGCCAUCCUCCACUGCCCUCCUUGGUCACAGCAGAGAGCUGGACUGGAAGAGGAGCAACCGGAACUAGUCAGAAGGAGGAUUAACCAAGUGAGCCACGGUGCCGGCCCCCAUCAUAAACUCCUUUAAAUAUCACUAGUGUGAUACAUAUAAAAUGCAAUAAUUUUAAUGUAUAUUCAUUGAUUAUUUUUAGAACUAAUUUUUCUUCUUUGGUAAUUGUAGAAGACCACCUUAAAUGCAAACAUCAUCAUUAAAUUCUAGAGGUAAAAUAGUUUUCCUCUACUGAAGAGAUACUGUAAAAAGCCAGGGAUAUUAAUUAAGAGCACUGAGAAAAACAACAUAAAUAUUAAACAAUAGUAUAAUGGGUAAGUGAAUACAUGCAGUGAUGAAAAUAAUGUGCAUGUAGCCAAGCAUAGUGUUGACUGGACGAAGCCAAUGCACACACUCUACUCACCUUUACAAAAAGUUUGAGCUCAGUAAAACUGCUUCCUAUUAGCGAUGCAUACUGUACAGAACUUCACUAGCCAAGAAAGGGGCGAUCAUGAAUGUCAGCACAAAGGCAGCUCCACUGUAGUUGGAAAUAGAAAGUGGCACAUGUGGGGUCACUUGUGAGGUGCUGGAAAUAUUCGCUGCCCUAACCUGAGUGGUAGUUAUAUAGGUGUUUGCUUUACAAUGAUUCAUGAAUCCUUAUAGUCUUAACUAUACAUGCUCUACUUCUCAAUUAAAAAAAAUACAUAGAUGGAUGUAAAAGGGAAAACUUAAACAUUGAAUCAAGGAAUUCAGGGUAUUUAAUGUUUCAUGUCUGUGUCACCCAAAGCAUACAGGUAGACUACCAUCAAAAAAUAUCACAAAGGGUCAUGGAAGAUACUAUGGAGAGAGAACUAAACUAAGAGAAUAAAAACUUGUGUUCAGAAACUGAUCUAUAUUUAGGCAAUUAUAUCCUGGGAAUCAUAAAACUUCCUUCAGUUCUGAGACUCAGAGUGUGAAUCUGCAAAUUGGAAUAGCACUUACCUGUAGAAAAGUGUGGUAAUUUUAGUGAGGUUGUACAAAUUACUCAUCGUCUCAUCCUUUUCACUCAAUAUCCUUAAUCCUCUGCACAAAGAUAUGGAAACAACGUCAGAGUUAGAAUUGUCAAACAGCACCACGUUACAUUCAGUUUUUGUUUGUUUAUCCUUCAUUGCAUUCAAUACAUGAUCGUGUAGAAGGAAAACAGGUCUAGUAUUUUUUAUUAGGGCCAGUGCUGUGGCAUAGUGGGUUAAGCCUCAGCCUGCAGCACCAACAUCUCAUUUGGGCACUGGUGCGAGUGCUGGCUUCACCUCAGAUCCAGUUCCCUGCUGAUGACCUGGGAGGGCAGUGGAGGAUGGCCCGAGUGCUUGGGCCCCUGCACCCAUGUGGGAGAGCUGGAAGAAGCUACUGGCUCCUAGCUUCCUAUCAGCCCAGUUCAUCCAUUGUGGCCAUUUGGGGCAUGAACCAGCCAAUGGAAGACCUCUUUCUCUCUCUGGCUCUCCCUCUCUCUCUGUAACUGUGCCUCUCUCAGAGAGAGACAGACAGAAUCUACCAUCUGCUGGUUCACUUGCCCAGGUGAUUGCAAUAGCCAGUACUUGGCCAGGCCAAAAACAGGAGCCAGUGGCUUCAUCUGGGUCUCCUUUGUGGGUGGCAGGGGUCCAAACACUUGAGCCAUUCUCCACUGCUUUUCUAGGUGUACUAGCAGGGAGCCGGAUUGGAAAUGGAGCAGCCAGGACAUGAAUCAUGAACCCAUAUGAGAUGACAGUAUCACAGGUGGCAGCUUAACCCACUAUACCACAUCAGCCCCAGUUUUAGAAUUUGUGUUUCGCAUGCACAUACGAUCACACAGAGACACAUGAACGCAUAAACACACCACAUAUACAUAUGUGCAAGGUUCCUCUGCUGUUUAGGGAAAGCUAAACACAUUUGAAAAAUACUCAAUGAGCAGAAAGGAACAAAUGUUUGGUUUCAUCUGGUAACAUUCCUGCUUAUAGAAAUAUGGCAAAGAAAUAUAUAU